AUGGCUGUCGCAUCCAUUCAAGACAGAACCUCCGAGUUCAAAUCGGUACUCGCACAAGCACAGCGAAAACAAUCCUCGUCGAAAGUCAGCUCUCAGCGCCGGUCUCUUUUGACUGAUGCGCAAAAAGAUGCUGCCAACGGUCAUGCUCCUGGCCCCCAGAGGCGAUCCGACUUCGCCCGCAACGCUGCUGAAAUCGGACGUGGCAUCUCGGCGACUAUGGCCAAGUUGGAGAAAUUAGCUCAACUGGCAAAGCGACGAACGCUCUUCGACGACCGUCCCGUAGAAAUUAACGAGCUUACAUUUGUUAUCAAGCAAGAUCUUUCGUCUCUGAACCAGCAAAUCGGUGCCCUGCAAACACUCACCAAGCAGCAACACCCUAAAGCUGAUCAAGAAGGCGAGCACAACAAGAACGUUGUAUAUCUACUACAAGGCAAACUCACAGAUGUCUCCGUCAACUUCAAAGAUGUUCUCGAGGCCAGGACCAAGAACAUCCAGGCAUCGCGAUCACGAACAGAGAACUUCAUCUCCUCUGUGUCGCAACAUACUCAGCCAUCUAUCCAACAAUCCGCCUCGCCCCUCUAUGGAACACCAGCUCGCAAUUCGCCUGCGCCCGGCGGCCAAGAUACCCUUUCACUCAACCCUGUCGGCGACCAGCAGCUGUUGAUGAUGGAGGAGGCACAGCCAUCCAACACAUACAUCCAGCAGCGAGGCGAGGCUAUCGAAGCGAUCGAGAAGACAAUCGGCGAGCUGGGAAGCAUUUUUGGACAACUAGCCACCAUGGUGUCAGAACAGAGCGAGAUGAUCCAGCGCAUCGAUGCCAACACAGAAGACGUAGUCGACAACGUUGAGGGGGCGCAACGAGAGCUCCUCAAGUACUGGAACCGAGUAUCGAGUAACAGGUGGUUAAUCGCCAAAAUGUUUGGAGUUCUGAUGAUCUUCUUCUUACUUUGGGUUCUUGUUUCGGGCUAA
Molecule: messenger RNA, 969 nt
Organism: Fusarium sp. VM40
Lineage: Eukaryota; Fungi; Ascomycota; Sordariomycetes; Hypocreales; Nectriaceae
Source: the annotation of a GenBank genome assembly